CUUUUCUCAACAUAUCUACAGAGAGUAUAGUACCUACAUACACAAGCGCACUUGUACUCAAUUCUAUUACAUCCCGUCGUAGUAGAGAAUUGCUCCUCACUUCCAUUGGACAUACUGCACGAUUGAUGCUAUGUAUCUAUGCAUUUACGCACCGUAUUACUUUCCGUUCAUUACCUUGAUCUAUCUAUGAUUCUGACAUGUUGCAUGUGUUAGUUAUAUGCAGGCAAUGCAGGCAAUGCAGACCAGUACCAGGAGGCGCAGGCAGGCGUGGGAACCGAACAGCGCAAAGAGAAAGUGGGCGAUAAUGGUGCAAUCGCACCGCUUUCAAAGAAUUCUCUAGCCAUGGCGAGAAUAUGUUGUGCUCUUCCAAGCUUUCUAAUUUGUCCCCUUAAGCAUCCCUUAGCAUCAUCCCUUAGUAUCCCUUAAGCAUAAGAACAUGGGUCUGUCGAGUCCCCUCUGCGCAAUGCCUUUAUCGCCCAUAAAACGUCUUUGCUUUCCGCUCGUGUUUCUGAGAAAUUUCCAACUUGAAACCUUUACGAAGGAAGGAUACUUUACGACACAUAAUCGUUCCUUUUGUGGGUACAUGUUGUCCCUCUUCGGGUCGGUCGGAUUGAUACGUUAUAAUGGAAGAGAAAUCUCACCGAGAUUCGAUUGUCGAACAUCCCUUAAACCCUUGAGUGUUGUCGUAACCGAAAGAGAUCAUUACGAAUGUUCCGCGCUUGGUGAGGUAGCAUGUGGGUAGCUGCUAUGUGGCCUGGUGGAGACAUCGAUGCUGGUUGGAAUCGUUGGAUGCAACGAUGUUUCGUAGAUCUCAGCAGGGGAAGUCUCAUAUCCGAGAUUUGAUGCCAAGAUAUCGAACGAUGUUGAAGAAAUAACGAUACCGUGCAAAAUUCAAAUGUAAUAACUUACAUAUCGAUGCAAGCCAUGCUUAACUUCUCACAGACUUUGAAAAUGGUGUGGGGGAAAUUGCCAAUCAGUGAGAUGAGAUAAUCUGCCAAAGUCUUACUCAAAAUUUAAGAGUAAGGGGCUGUGGAGUCCUGAAUUGUUGAAUCAAAAUACAUCUACUUCUUCCAACCUACUGCGCCUGUGAGUCUUCUCCCCAAAAGAGCUCUUGCAGACCAUGUUGUGGUGAGAAUCCUCCGUACAUAAGCUCUAGGUAUCCCAAAACUUGCCUGUCUUAGGUCUUAGGUCGUAUGCCUUUGAAGCCAGCACCAGAUUGUGCACAGCUCUUACAUUCCUGUCUGCAUGUCAAAAACUGCAAUGCUUAUCGGAAAAGGAACGUGGAUAUAACUGCUUGGUCGCCUUCAUGCAAUCAUUUGUUGUCUUUUCCUGAGAUUGCUGCAGACCAGAUGCAUAUUCUGCCAUUUCGAAAGCAAGUCAAAAGAACACAGUAAGAUAAUGGGAUAGUGCUGGAAUGUGAAGAUGUAAAGAUGCACCGAAAUUGACGAGAUCCUUCUCCUUCUCCCAAGAACUCAUCCGUCAAUAGUAGUGGUCCACCUUCCUCGUUGGGUCUCCAUAGGUAGUGCACAAACUGGCACAGGAUACACGUUCUUCGUGGCUCUCACACGCAGAGUAGACACAAAUUAUAAAACACACAGCCUUAUCAAAAAAAGCCGUCUUGGCUUUUAGAUGUGGCUGGCGGAUAGGCUCACGAAUUAUUGGUUGAAUAUUCUCCGUGGAUAGUUUGAGUGCCUAUCUUCUGUCGAAUUUCACGAGAUCAACACGAGGUAGAUGGAAAAUACAUAGUACUGAGUCUUAAGGCCGCGUCGGUCUACUGAUUAAUCACUUCAUCAACGGUGGAGAUCGGAUGUAAAUUCCUUGAUAUCAUCUGAAGACAUUCGAUAUAUAUCCAUAGGUAUGUUACGAGGCAGCUGGUAGGUAAAAGGGUGACAACGGUACUGGUUAUCAGCUAAUAAUAAUACCUGGGUACUCUGCCUUUACUUCAUCAUCUAAUUGAUCAUCAGCCUUGCAUGCACGGCUGUGAAUGUUCGCCUUCCCCACAAAAUUAUUGAAUUGUCAAUGUUCCAAUCACAGCACGAAACCAUUGCAAGAACACCACAUCACCACUCCAAUCCAGUACCGCAACUGCAUUUACAACGGUUGCUCUACCACCUACAGUAAUAGAUUAACUGGUCAGAAUACAACUACAUCACACCCAACCUCUCCUACUUAUGACUACGGAGCUUUAAAACAUAAUAUCAUUUCCAAAAUACAAAAUAAACGACAUCUCAAUACUCCAUCACAUUCGGUAUAACGAACAUUCAACGACAUCAUGGAUCAACUUCCGCCUGAGAUUCUGGACUUGAUCCUUCAAAAGAAUAUCGACAUGUGCCGCGACCAUAAAUCCCAACUUUUGGAUUUGCGAUUAGUAUGUAAAGCGUUCGAUCAAGGCUUAAAACUAUCAAUCUUUAAGACGACCUCGUUGGAAUUCUCGCGAUUCAUCCGAUUUCGAAAUAUCGAUGACAACCCAGAUGAAGUGAAGACGCUCCAAGAUCUAGCUUCAUUAGCAUCCUCCAUCUACAUUGAUAUGAUGAUAACUAGAGAUACAGAUGAGAUUGAUCAGCUUAAAGAGACCUUCAACGCUAUCUAUGCCGGGGUUCCUGAGAUGGCAGACUUGAUUGACUCCCUUCGGUCAUAUUGCCUCAACAAGACAACAUUUACAGAUGAGGAUUACAGUCGUCUAGUUUGCAUAGUCAUGCAGAACGGUCCAGAUAUAACUCGACUCAAGAUUAACCUGCCAUUCCAGGUUAUCAGCAAUGCUUUCAUGACAUCUACAAGAUUGUUCGCGAACACUCUAGCAUGUGCGGCAAAUCGUCCAGAGGAAUAUCAAAAAAUAGAUACAUUGGUUCUAGAUCACAUCACUGAUGUCACGAUCAACAGUCUAUGUAACGUGCACAUCGAUGUCCAAAAUGCUUUCAAAGUUUUUGAAAAUCUGAAAAGCUUAUUGAUAUCAUUCAAGAGACAAGAAAGCAGAACAUCACUACAAACGGUUUUUGCUCGAAAUUUCUGGUUGUUAAUUGGGAAGGCCAAGGAUUUGGAAACCUUGUGUAUAAUUGGAUGGAACGUGGCGCAAACCACCAAACGUGUAAGAAAUAAAAGAGUCGCGUCCAGGAUGACGAACGAACAGUGGACCAUGCGGUGCCUCCCAUACCAUCCUAGCAAAAAACUCGUCCUUAGCAAGCUGAGGUGUUUGGAAUUAAAGCGGAUGGAUCUAGACCCUCUAACGCUGCUACUUUUGAUCAAGGAAACCAGUCAUUCCUUGACAGAAUUAUACUUGAAUGACAUCGGUCUGAAAGUUAAUGGUUCGACCGACCGAGAGAAUACCAGUCUAUGGAUAGGUUACCAAAAUAUCGAGAAGCCUGAUGAAUGCACAUGGGUCGGCCUAGCUAUCCGAGAUAUUGAAUGUCUCAAUCUCAAGAUUCUUCGAGUUAGUAAACUUGGUUAUGAUGAUUACAGUCCAGACCUUGAUUCGGAACAUCCCAAUUAUGAUCUUGACGACCCUACUGGACACAAUAAAUCUUUUGAUCAAAGGUUUGUGGAAGCCGUCAUGGGUACAAAGGCCCCGCUGUCACUCGAGUUGGUAUCCAAUCCGUCUUCUGAAAUGGAGAAUCCACAUGAAAAGGCAACAUGUAUUGAAGUUGACCCGAAUACUUACGAUGCUGAAAUAUAUCAAAAGAGAUACAACACAACAUCGAACUACAAAAAAUCCAUUGAUGGCAUCUUCUACAAUAACAAUGAACGGGCAUUGAGGGAAUUACAAAACAUAGUCAGCGUUGCCGACAGAGGCAUGGCAUUACUUACUAGAGAAGUGGAAAGAGGCACUAAUUUGACUGCUGAUCCAAUUUCUGGCGCAAUUGUUGAUCCACCAUUUGGUGCCUGAAUAGUCUGACAAUAAGCUGGAGCCCCUCAAUCAUGACUAUAUGAGACCACAUCUCGACGAUAUGAGGAUGUUUAUAUUGCACUUUGAGAUAAUUAUUGCUCUAUUUAUGACCUUGCUAUUUAGGGACAGCAAAAUUUACUUGUACGCAAUUUUCAAAUGCUAAUUGGAGACAUACUAAUCUCUAACUUGAGAUUCUCCGUUUCAUUACAUGAACUGGGGACAUGAUCAAAACAAAUACUGGAACCUUCAAACCAAGAAGGAUUAUCUUUAACUAGGUACAAAUGCCAUCAAGUCAGGUGAUGACAGGAGUGUAGAUGGUUUCGUCGCAACUUUUAAGUUAAGCGCCUAGUCUGGGACACCAACAGGUGGCAGAUUAAUCGAACACCCACUCCUGCCCCAAAAGUUAGUUUCAUUUCUUAUACUAUUGGUCAGAUCAGUCUUCGACAAUGUACUUUCUGCCUUACGCAAGUUCCAACAAUCGUCUUCGUGGCAACACAAAUUGCGAUCAUGCAAAUAUCCUAGCUUGCUCUCGUUCCCAUUUUCACACAUGAUAUUAGCUACUCAGGUAUAGCGGGUAGAUUUUAUCUUGUCGCUAAAUGCACCAGUUGCUUAAAGUGAUAUAGGAUUUACUUUUUCUAAAAUCUUUAAUCUGGUAGAAUCUGCCUGCUUACAUGUCUUCGCAGGACUGCGAAAUGGCUAUCUUAGAUUUUUGAGGCCCAUCAUACGGUUUGGCGGAGCAAGACGGUGCUCGCAGGCUUGGCCUGUUGGGUUAGAGGGAUAGAAGGUCCAUAGCAGAUAGAGGAAUGAUUAUACUUAAUGACCUCUGGUCCACACU
This is a messenger RNA of Botrytis porri, 4715 nucleotides long. RefSeq lists its product as uncharacterized. The record is from RefSeq and is a predicted model, not a curated record. Bases 2273 to 3880 code for a protein of 535 amino acids. The transcript has 3 exons. NCBI's taxonomy places the organism in Eukaryota, Fungi, Ascomycota, Leotiomycetes, Helotiales, Sclerotiniaceae.